UCAGAAAGUGAUUAUUAUCUGUGCAAGUCUUCCACAUUUGUCAUUAUUGUAUCUCCACCCUUAUAUUAAUUUCAUGCAGCAUCUUAAUUACCUCGUACUUAGGUUCUCUUCCUUAUUUCCCACCACACAGAGCCAUGGUCCAAGCAAAGAAGAAGUUCAGAGGAGUGAGGCAACGCCAAUGGGGCUCAUGGGUCUCAGAAAUUCGUCACCCUUUGCUGAAGAGAAGGGUGUGGCUAGGGACAUUUGAGACAGCAGAGGCUGCAGCAAGGGCAUAUGAUCAAGCAGCAAUUUUGAUGAAUGGUCGAAAUGCCAAGACAAAUUUCCCUACACCAGGAGAAUUCAAUGAGGCUGAAGGUGGCAGCAGUUUUUCAUCUCCGAAUGUUCUAGCUGAGGUUCUGAGUACAAAGCUCAAGAGGUGCUGCAGAGACCCUUCUCCAUCCCUCACAUGUCUCAGACUCGAUGCUGACAAUUCCCACAUUGGAGUCUGGCAAAAGGGUGCAGGACCACACUCACAUUCGAAUUGGAUUGUCAGGGUAGAGCUUGGAAACAAACGUCCAGAGACUCAGUCAAUUCUGUCAGAAGCAUCUACACAAAAUGAUGGUCAAGAAGACGAAGAACAUAGAAUUGCGAUGCAGAUGAUUGAUGAGCUUCUUAAUUGGAACUAUCCAUGUGCUGCUUCAACUAAUUAAUUCACCUUAGGGUUUGAAAAAAUCAAAACAAAAUGGUGCUCGUAUAUAUAUAGAUUAUGAUAAUUAUACAAUAUUUUAACACUACUACGUGUUAUUAUAUGAUUGAUCCAUCUUAGUCUUUAUGAUUAUU
Vigna radiata var. radiata (mung bean) is the source of this 819-nucleotide messenger RNA. Its product is annotated as ethylene-responsive transcription factor SHINE 2. The coding region runs from base 135 to 689 and encodes 184 amino acids. Gene Ontology annotation, molecular function: DNA-binding transcription factor activity; DNA binding. The record is from RefSeq and is a predicted model, not a curated record. The transcript has 2 exons. Gene Ontology annotation, biological process: regulation of DNA-templated transcription. Lineage: Eukaryota; Viridiplantae; Streptophyta; Magnoliopsida; Fabales; Fabaceae.